Molecule: messenger RNA, 1890 nt
Organism: Arabidopsis thaliana (thale cress)
Lineage: Eukaryota; Viridiplantae; Streptophyta; Magnoliopsida; Brassicales; Brassicaceae
Exons: 1
Coding region: 1-1869 (622 amino acids)
Source: RefSeq, marked reviewed
AUGGAAGAAUCUUUGAAUCGUAAAGCAAGAGACCUUCUUGCGACUCCAAGCCACGAAGGAGCAGAGAUUCUCGUCAAACAACUCUCACUGCCUCAAGAAACUAACGAAUUUCAAACGGCGGAAGAUCUUUUCAAUUUCUGCGCUAAUAAUUUCCCAAAUUGCUUAACCCUAAUGUUCCUCAAACUAUAUCGACACUCUUCCAAUGACGUCAUCAGAUUUCAUUCGCUUUAUCUCCUCUCUGAAACCCUCGCCGUUUUCAGAAAUUGCAACAUCAAACUCUCUCGCGUCGCUCUCCAUGAAAUCAAACCCCUUGUGAUUGAAUGUUUAACGAUGCAAGAAACCAAAGAGUCUGACAUGAAGUUCCUAGGAAGAGUCGUUUCUUUAAUAACCUACAAUGUUGUGAUUUGCGAUAAUGGUGGAUGGCAUGAGCUCAGUGAUUGUAUCCUCUGGCUAGCGGAAAACGAACCUGUCAAGGCUUUUCAUGUCUUCAUCGAUUUGCCAUCAGUGUAUAAGAGUUUCAUCAACAAGUUUAUGAAGGUAAUUGUUGAGAAAGCUGAGAAGGUUUUGCUUAAUCCUGUGAAAAGUGAAGUUGAAGAUUGGAGCUUAGCUUUAGAAACUGUUGUUAAAUUGGGGAUUCAGAUUUCGUAUAAAGAUAUGAGAUAUGUGAAAAUGGUAGAGAAUCUUCUUUCUAUUCUUGCGAAAUCAGUGAAGGAGUUAGUGGAGAAGGGGAAUGAACAGUUUUUGGUACAAGGGCUUGAACAUCUUGAGAGGUUCUUGUCAGAAGACAAAUAUCUGUGUAAUUACAAUAAGGAACAAUGUCAUUUUGUGAUGGCUUUCAUGUUUAGGAUCAAAAGUUUUGGAACACAGAGCAAGGAGAUUAUAAAGAAGAUCAAUUGGUUGGUUCAAACACCGGGAAAUCGAGCAGGAAAACAUAGUUCUUUGAAGAUCAAUCCGUUGGUUCAAACACCGGGAAAUCAAGAUCAUGGAGAAGAGUUUGAUCGUGCCUGGCUUGAUCAUUUGAAGACUUUAUCAUCACUUGAAGUUUUGAAAAUCUUUGCGUCAACUGAUCUUGAAGAUGAGACCAGAGAGAUGGCUAUCAGACAACUCAACGUCUUACUCUCUGAUCACACUUCAAAGAGAGUGGAAAUAGACUUUUCAGUGAUGAGACAACUCCAGCCAUUGCUUAUCUCUUGCCUUCGGCAAGAAGGAAUCACAGACAGCAUGUUCAAAGUCCUAGGUGAGGUGGUGAGUCACGUUGCGUUUGAGAUCUUCAAACACCAAGAUGUCACAUGGUAUGCUUUACGCAACUAUAUAACAUCGAGUAAAAUAGAGUUCCAGAGAGCGGUUUAUAUCUUCCAGUGCUUAACAAUGCCGCUUGAAAAUGAGGAGUUUUUGAUUCCUGUGAUUGAAAUUCUUCUCCCGGAGAUAAGCAGAAGGUUAAACCCACCAACAGAGUUGAUGGUAGAUAACAGUUGCUGGGUUUUGGCGUUUACUGGUGCCUUCUGUGCCGCAAUUCACUUGAUAGAGGUCUCGAGUCACGCUGAAUCCGUUAAGGAGAUUGCACAUAAGAUGAUAGAGUCAGUGAGAAAGCUUGUGGAAAGAGGAAUGGAAGUUGGGCUUGUGAGAAGAGCUUUCAGAGAUGUGGGAAGCAUUGUGAAGAAACAACUUCGAUGGUAUGAUACGAGCGAGUACAAAUUGGUUAAGGGUCUGCUUUGGAGACUCUAUGCAAUCAAAGGUAUGAAAUGGGAAAGUAAGAUUGUGUUGUGGAGAAUCAAUGUGAUUGUCGAGAGAAGAGUUGAUGAAAUGGUUAAAGAGCUGCCAGAGAAUGAGUUUGAUUGGCUGAACCUUACUGAUGAGGAGGUUGAAUAGAGAACUAGUUUUUGGUGUACA